UUCUUAAAACACUUUCAUUGUAAAGAUAACUAUAAAAGUGUGAAAUUUCUCCUUUUCUCUGUUUUUCAUACAAUAUGAUCAAAGGACAUAAUAAGUGCCCGUAGUCUAAGAAUCACCCACCAGUGAAAACAAAACCCUGCUUUGCCACUUCACUGGCGUGCAAGGUAAGAAGACACAUUUAAUGCCACUCUUAUUUUUGACCUCAUUUUGGUACUUAUGGAUGAAUUUUGAAGAAAAAAAAAAACAUUUUUAGUUGUAGAGGAGAAAAUGUGGAUACACAUGCAAACAACUGAUCACUGAGAUCAUUUGGUUUAUCGCCAGCAGUGAACAAAACCUCAUAUGGUGCAAAAGAUUUUCACAGGAAAAUCACUUCCAGAUGCUGUUAUUUGUGAAUCUGUCACCUUUAAUUUCAUGCCACUUGGGUUUUACAGCAAACAGCAGAGUGUAAAAUCUUAUUGCAUUGGUGUGUGUGGAUGAAUCUAUGAAUACUCACUUCAGUAAGUUUUGUCGAUGUGUGAUACAUGAUUCCCCAACCAAUCACAUAUCCACAUGACAGUGAGGGCCGCAUCUCAAUCCCAGCGCAUAUUUAUAUGCGCGCAUGAAUGGCAGAGAGACAAAGUGUGCCUUCAGUGAAAAGCAGAAAGAUGAAGACUUUGGUCGCUCUGACUCUCUGCUCCCUCACAGUCAUCUGCCUGUAUUCAGGCUGCACCGCUUCGCAGCCUGACAGUGACAAUGCUGCUCAAGAUGGUGUGCUUGUGGAGAAGGAGCAGGCCUCUACAGUGAUGCGGCAGAAGAGAGCUUUAGGAGAGUUGUCUCUGGCUCAGCUGGAGAGUCUAAGGGAGGUGUGUGAGCCUAACGUGGCUUGUGAUGAAAUGAUGGACACCGAUGGAAUCAUCGCCGCCUACACAACCUUCUACGGACCGAUUCCUUAUUAGACCACAAACAACAACAAAUCACUUCAUUUACCUUUCUUGACCUUUUGCUGUUGUCAUUUAGUUCAUCUCUUUCCCUGCGGUGAAGCAUGUGUGGCCAUAACUGUAAUAUGGAAGAGACAAACAAGCAGCUUUUUAUUUUCCAUCUCUGAGACUUUGCUUUCAGUUGUUCUCUAGUGCAAUAAAAUGUCAAAUAAAUGAA
Molecule: messenger RNA, 1134 nt
Organism: Thalassophryne amazonica
Lineage: Eukaryota; Metazoa; Chordata; Actinopteri; Batrachoidiformes; Batrachoididae
Gene: bglap
Product: bone gamma-carboxyglutamate (gla) protein
Exons: 4
Coding region: 603-935 (110 amino acids)
Biological process (GO): regulation of cellular response to insulin stimulus; response to vitamin K; osteoblast differentiation
Cellular component (GO): extracellular region
Molecular function (GO): calcium ion binding; structural constituent of bone; hydroxyapatite binding
Source: RefSeq, a predicted model, not a curated record